Myripristis murdjan (pinecone soldierfish) is the source of this 4070-nucleotide messenger RNA. It is a transcript of the gene rybpb, whose product is annotated as RING1 and YY1 binding protein b. The transcript is spliced from 5 exons. Gene Ontology annotation, molecular function: DNA binding; transcription coregulator activity. Gene Ontology annotation, cellular component: nucleus. The record is from RefSeq and is a predicted model, not a curated record. The coding region runs from base 114 to 920 and encodes 268 amino acids. Gene Ontology annotation, biological process: positive regulation of DNA-templated transcription. NCBI's taxonomy places the organism in Eukaryota, Metazoa, Chordata, Actinopteri, Holocentriformes, Holocentridae.
GUGGAGCCUGUCUGCCAACAGCUUCAGCAGCGGCUCUAUCUGGAUCCUACAACACUCACUGACAAUUACAGGAGACCCCUUUUUCUUCUUAUUUCCGAGGAUUAUUCUUCACCAUGGGCGACAAAAAGAGCCCUACCAGGCCAAAAAGACAAGCCAAACCGAGCGCUGACGACGGCUACUGGGACUGUAGCGUCUGCACCUUCAGGAACACCGCCGAGGCUUUCAAAUGCAGCAUCUGCGAUGUGAGGAAGGGCACAUCCACAAGGAAACCUAGGAUCAACUCCCAGCUGGUGGCCCAGCAGGUGGCUCAGCAGUACCCAAUGCCUCCCCCGCCCAAGAAGGAGCGGAGGGAGAGGAGCGAGCGCUCAGACAAGGAGCGCCCAGACGCAGACGGAGACCGCGCUGAAGGGGAGGGACGUCAUGAAGGCGAGCGCCCAGAGAGAGUGAGGCCAGACGGAGAGACCCCUGAGAAGGACAAGAGCGACAAGGACCAGCCGAUCAAAGACAAACCCGACAGAGAGAAGGACAUCAGCCCGGCCAUCACCAAGAAGCCCAGCAGCAAAAAGACCAGACCCAAAUCGGACAACCAUCAGAGCCCACCCAGCGACAAACACAGCAUACAGUCUGGAAAAUCAGCAACCAAGACCAACAAGACCUCUCACAUCUCCAGGCCCAAACUGAAGAACAUUGACCGGAGCACCGCCCAGCAGCUGGCUAUCACCGUAGGGAAUGUGACGGUGAUCAUAACAGACUUUAAGGAGAAGACCCGCUCCUCCUCCACGUCCUCAUCCACCAUCACGUCCAGCGCAGGCUCCGAACAGCAGCACCAGAGCUCCGGCUCCGAGAGCAUGGACAAGGGCUCGUCGCGCGCCUCCACCCCUAAAGGGGAUCUCUCUGUGGGGCACGAUGAGUCGUUCUGAGGCUCCCCUUCCGCCCCCACCCUCCUCCACUCCCCUUUCCCCACAUUUCUGGACACUAUGGAUCCCAUAGGGGGAGAGAUUUCACCUUUCCUAUUGCUGCCCUGCCUCCAUUCCAUAACCACCCCUGGAUGCUGAGAGGAGCUGGCUGGCUGAGAGGAACAGCACCGUGCGCCUGCCGGGGAAAUGAAUGCCCUGCUCGGGGAACUUCCUCGUGGUUACACCCAUGGUACAGGCGAGGAGAGCGGGGUUACAAGGAAUAAAGCGCCCCCCGCCCCCCCCUGCGGUAGCAUCCAGACACUUGUAUGUAUUGUUUUAUAUUUGUACGUGGAUGUGAGGCCAAGUCGACAUUUUUUGUUUUUGUAAAGAAGAAUUCUCCGCUGUGCACAAUAACCAUCAUCGUUUUAAUAACUUUAAACCAUUAUUACCCUUAUUUAUUACCUGUUGCACCUGUAUACUUUGAUAUCCUCCUUCUUUUUUUAUUUUAUUUUAUUUUUUAAUUUUGUUUUAUUUUUUUUUUUUUGGUUGAAGCUUUGCUGUGUAGCUCUGCCGAUCGAUCGUUCCUUCAGUGUUUUUACAGUUUGAAAUGUUAGGACAAGACUCUGGAGUCACACAGACAUGCACACAUAUACAUGCACACAUACAAACACACGCACACACACGCAUACACACACCCACACACACACUGGUGCUAGAUACACUGUGAAGCGUUUUUUUCAGAUCUGGGAUUGCCCAUUCACUCAAUGUGACAAAGUGCUGAUGACUCAUUCACUUUUCUCUACAACACUGUCUCACUCUGAACACUGUUGGGACCUCUGUCAGGUCCAUCUAAUUGAUAUGUACAGGUCAACAUGCAUCAAAAGGUCACCUGAAGUUCAGACACCUAACCUUUUCAACUAGAUUGUCUAUGAUUUAGUAUGCUAUAGCAGAUCUCUUAUACAGUAUCUCAUGUCCUUAACUGUAUAGUGUAGGCUGUUGUGUAAAACACUAAAAGCUGUUGAUAUUUUCUGCAUUCCGUACUUCAAUUACUAGGUUUGCUGGCUGAAGGUAGAAUUGUCCCUUCAGCUCUCAAGCCAGGGUUUUUUCUGUUGUGACUGAAGGAUAGUUUUGUGCAGUUCCACUUGGUAAAACCAUAUUGAACUGUAAAAUAGACCUACUCCAUACCUGUCGCUCUCAAGCUAUUGUGAAUGGAUUUUUUUUUUCUUUUAUUGUGGUCCUGAAGACAUCUUUGAAUUUUCAUGCUCUCAAACUGGUUUCCCAGACACUUAAGUGCAAAGACCUGAACGAUUUUAUGAAGAUUGACAAUUCGAUUGACUUAUUUUGAUUGAUUAAUUUAAGACUCCAAUAUGUCAUUGAAGGCAAAAAAAUGCAGUAGCUGAUAGAAUAUAAUUGCUCUUUGAAUUUUCAAAACAGCAAGGCUUAUUUAAGGGUUUUAAUUCACUUUCACCUUAGCUGAUACUAGACCAACAUAAUUUCCUUUUAACUGUAUGAAAUUGUAUAAAGAAGAAAUGUGUAUAUGAUAUCUUAGUUUUAUUUAUUGAAGGACCAAAGGAAUUUCAUGACAUGAAACAUAGACAGAUGAAUAACAAUUUGAAAUGCAAUUAUCAAAUGUGUGAGAUGAAAUAACAGUUUAAAUAAAGACUAAUAUAAUCCAUUUAAAUGGUGUUCUUAUUGUCCACUCGUCUCUGUGCACGGCGAAAUCAGGGCAGAGGAUGGCGUUCUUUGAGCUGAGCUGAAGACGGCUACCAGCUUUACACUCGGUGGUGAAUCGUGCCUCGUUUGUGCAGGCAGCGAGGAGCAGACUGGAUGUGGGUUGGUAGCUGAGAAGAGCUCUGGGUCUGCUGGGUCUCGCCAGCUUUUAGAGGACGGCCUCUGCCUUAAUGAGCCUCCCCUUCGCUCAGUUGGACCGCCACAGUGCAUGUAGCUCCCCUAACAGAGGCCCUAAGCUCACCAGUUCAGCUGCUCCCACAGAAACUAAAACAAGGUUAUGUUAGGUGAACAUGUCCCAAAAAAAACCAAACAAAAAAAUAAAUAAAUAAACACUUGAUGUCAAGCCAGUCCCAAAGGGGUCAGAAUUUGAUUGAUGAUUAAAAACAUUGCUGUAUCACAUGUAGGAAGAAAAAUCACGUGUGUUGUAAGCAAAUGUUUGACAUCAAGGAGGUAUGUGUUCAUAACUUUUUUCUGCUAUUUAGCUAUGGUUAUUAUGUAAUUAUGUACUUUACUGCAUACAAAUAUGGAAUCAGUGUUCAAAGUGAGGAAAAGCAAUGUGAAUAGAAACAAGUGGGACCGCUGGGUCAGAACAUGAGGGCGAAAAUGUUUUGUCCAAUUUUUACUGAGAAUAUUACCCUGCUUUGUAAUGCAAUCUAUUAGAAAUGGGCCUAAAAAGCCAUCUUCUCACCUGCCUUAUCCGCAACCACUUUCACUUUGACUGAGUACUCCAACAGAAAGGAUUCAUUAUGUUAAAUUAUUGACAAAUGGCCAUUUGCUGAGUAUAUGAAUUAUUGCUUGUAUAUAGAAUUUGAAAUGGUGCAAAAGCCAACACUAUGAAAAUGGCAUUGGAGCUGAAGUCUUUUGUUUGUUUCCUGUUUCCUUUCCGCGCAAGCAGUUCUGUUCUUGUGUGCGACCAGUAACCUUAAUUUACUGUGUAAAGAUGGUUACAUUUUUUAGCUUUGUUUGUCAGAGACCCAAAUAUAGAAUGCUUGUUUACUGACUGUAUAACCUUAACCGUGAAUUUCCAAUUAAGUGUAUUAUACAAACUCAUUUCCUCCUAUAACAAUGUCUUGUACAAUGCUUUUAAAGUUAUUGCUCGGUAAAAAAAGAAAAUAAUAAAAAAAAAAAUGUAGGGACAGUAUAAUAAUCCAUUCUUUGUUUAAUCCAUUUUUAGUUUGUUUCUUUUUUCUAACUUAUAGCUGAUGUGUCAUUGUUUCCCCUUGUGAAAUGGUCACAUUAUGUUCCUGGUGUGGAAAUGUAUGCAGCAUUUUCAGCGCAUCACGGCUCCUUGUCUAGCUUAUAAUGUUGAAAUAAUACAUGUUUCUGGCAUGUGCACGACUUUGCGCUUAUAGGCUAACCUGAUCAUUUUUCCUCCGCUUCAAAUAGAAAUGUCUAUUUAUGAAUUUUGCUUGUAGUUUUUCACAAAUAAAAUUGUUAAAGUUA